Coprinopsis cinerea okayama7#130 is the source of this 1557-nucleotide messenger RNA. RefSeq lists its product as hypothetical. Bases 1 to 1557 code for a protein of 518 amino acids. The transcript is spliced from 4 exons. NCBI's taxonomy places the organism in Eukaryota, Fungi, Basidiomycota, Agaricomycetes, Agaricales, Psathyrellaceae. The record is from RefSeq and is a predicted model, not a curated record. Gene Ontology annotation, molecular function: protein binding.
AUGUCUUUGACAGGACUUCCCCUCGAACUUCAGGUUCAAAUCUUCGCCUAUUUGGACCCUGAGGGUAUCGUCGCCUUCAGGCAGACUUGCAGACACUUUCAUACGUUAGAGAGAUCUUUCCAUCUUUCUAUCUGGCAGCAAUGCGUCGAAAUACUGUGCUCUGGGAGCCCUCUGUUUCUGCCCACAUUCCAAUUCCCGACGCUGUCCUCUAAGGCUUUGGAAUCGAUGGCAAGGCGAGCCUCGUUGAUGGAGCCCAUAUUGGAAGCCAAGCAAAGAGAUCCUGGUGCAGAACCACUCGCCUUCAAGACCCUUGAUCUAGAGUCUCGUGAAAAUUCGGCAGCUGGAUUUAACGGCGUCUUUUUACUUCCCGGUGGUCGUUUCAUUCUAGCCCUUGGUGACAAAGACCUCCAGGUCUGGGAUUUAGCGCCUUACCAUGAACGAUUUGCCAUGCCUAUCAUCGUCAAGUCGUUCUCUAUCCCCGCCUCUUUAUCCUCUCGCGCCUUUACGGCGAUGGGCAGCAAGGACAGGGUUUUCAUCCUUCUGGAAGACAAUUUCGAUGAAUUGGAGGCCGACAGUGGCCGUUUUGAAGCAUAUGGAGUGAAUGCCAAUGAAGAAUUUGACAUCAACACCGCGUACGAAUUGCGAAUCGCAGGAGAUGAACCCACAUUCGUCAAACUCGGCGAGGUUGCUUUCGUCAGGGAGUACGCCGCAGGGUCCAAGGACCUCUUCACAUUCGCGGAGAACAUGGCGAUAAUGUAUAUCGACGAUGCUCUCCUCGUCUGGGACUUUGUCAAUGGCACAUACGCUGCCUGGUUGGUCCACGGCGCAUCGCCUUUCAGACCAGUACUCGAGAUCUUCUCGUCGAACGGACAUGUCUACGUCCUGAGAGGUAUCGAGUUCUUGGUGUAUCCCAUCCCACCACUUACACCUCUUGGUGAUCGACCCCGCGCCUUACGAAAAUCGGCGCUGUUAGCCUCCCCUGUUCCCCACCCUCAGCGAAUACGUCUUCCGGAGCUUCAUGACUUUGGUCAAUAUUCCAUCUUUUUCGACGACGUCGGCACUUGGGGCUUGGACAGUGCUAGGAAAGGUCCUUAUGCAGUGCGGGACUACCACGAGAACUGGCUCGAGACGAUCUGGUACAACCUCCCCGACCCCCCGGCGUCAAGCGCAGCCACCGUCUCAGUAGCUGCAUCCGAGAAGCAUACCUAUCCACCCAAUAUGUUUGGAAUUGGUGAAGUCGUCAGGCCUUACCGCGGACGGCUCGUCACAGCAUCCUUGUGGGAGGAUUUGGAGUUGGAUGAUGACACUCGGGGGCAUGUGGACGUCAAGGCAUACGCCUCCAUUUCUUCGCGGUACGAUGGUUCAUCCACUGCACAGUCAGCGCAGGAAACGGAAGGAAAGCCGCUCAUCACCCUGGCGCCCGUUCACUCGAACGCGACGGUUUGCGACUUUGACCCUUUCUCUGGCAUCCUGGUUGUAGCUGGCCCUCGGGCUCUUGGCUGCCCGAUUCGAAUUUACGACUUCAUUCGCCCACUUCUCCCAACGACAUCGCCAUAG